UUUCUGCUAUUUCCUCAUUGAGAUAUUUUGUUGUCCGUGUUGCCACCAUUUACUAUUCUUUAGAAAUAAUGACACUCAUUAUCCUUCAUUUAUUUCAUAAGUUUAAUGUUGUUUUGGCACUGUCACAGUCUUUGAAGUUGAGUUGCAGAACAAAUGUAUUAAAACAGACAGCAAAGUUGACAUAUUUUGGAACUAUAAAGUUAUUAAUGCUAUGUAAUAAAAGGCUACGGUUAUACAGUACUACAUUUUUCCACUAAACGUACAUUACAAUGAGAGCAAUUAAUUAGAAGUCAGCAAGAGACAUGAUUGAAUUGUUUAAAAUUUUCUUGAUAUUUACACAUCCUUGCUGACAUUUCAAUUAUAAUUUUUCAACAUAUCAUAUCAUACAUAUAUUAGAGAUGCUCGAUAAUUUUUGCAUUAAAAUGAGAUAUCGGCUCGUAUCGGAUGCGUUUUUUUUCUGCCAAUAAUGAUAUCGGCUCACAAGUGACCUCAUCAAACUGUACUGUGUGCCACACAGCAACAAGCUCAGUAUGUCUGCGGUGUGCAAUUAUUUCCACGUUUCGCUUGGGAUUGUAAAUAUGCAAUUUGCAAUGACUGUGAAGUGUCACGUUUUGCUCGUUUUGUGUCAUGUCGCUCCAUCAAAAAUGAAAAAAUGACUAAUGAGAAACCGGUAUCGCUGCGUGCGUUUUCCAGCGACUGCAAAGCAGCUGCACAUCGCACCAGAAAACCAAAGUAAGAUCACAAAACAGGAAACAACGUGAAUACUAAGGAAAAGUCCAACAUGACAUAUAGUCCUGGUUAUGCAUGGGGAGGAGUAAGGCGUCUUACUUCAUUGUUUUGGCACUUUUUUAAUUAUUAUUAUUUAUUAUUAUAUUAUUUUUUUUUAUAUUAUAUAUUUUUUUAUAACCAAUAUCGAGCAUCUUUAAUAUAUAGUGUAAAUCAUUUAAUUGAGUAAUUCAAAUAGUGUCCGUUACUAAAUUGUGCUGCUUGUUAAAGUCAGAUGUUGGUGUCAUCAUGACAGGUUUACAUUCAAUCUCUCAUUGUUCUACAGUAGCAGGAAUAUAAUAUUGUUGUAUAGCCAAUAAUAGUUAGUUAAACCCUAUUCUUAUGAACGCUACAUGAAUAAAUUUAGGAAUAAACUAAACUUUUACCGUUUGUAACAUGACAGUAAUUUGCCUCUCAUGUCUCUUGCAUCAUCAUUGGCACCUUGCACAAGCUCCACCUCAGGCUUGAUUGGAGUUUUUUCUAACUUGUAAAGGUUUUUUCUUCUCCGUGAGGUCACCAGAGUCUGGGUAACUCCCUCUGCCCCUCAGUGGCAUCCUCUGCCCUGGUGCCAAUCUCCCCUCUGCAACACACACGCACUCCAAAAAAACGAACAAAGCAAUUGAGAGGGAGUGAGUGUUGAAACCAGAGCCAGUGAUAACAAUCAGGAGCUCAACCUCUGACCUGUCAUCAGGUGGGAGCUGUCUGCUAUGACCACCAACAGCAACAUCAGCAGGCCCAUCUUCUCCUCACAUGGCUGAAAGGAACAGAAUUUAUUUUUCAGAUCCAUUGCUGAUGGAGGGACUUUUUUGUCAAAGAUGGAUCUGUGGUGGAUUUAUUCUAUUUUUCCAAAAUGUCCUGCAUAGGAGAUUUUGGACUCAGUGGGCUUUCUCAUGCUCAGGAUGUUUCACAAGAGGAAAAAAAUGGCUGACACCUGCUCAAUUUUUAUCUUCUUUUUUUGUCUCUAGAAAUCCAAUCAGCCUAUGAUAAUCAUGGACUUUGAACCCUAAGCACAGGAGGAAUUAAACAAAAAAAAAAAGACCACGAGAGCUAACACUGAGAGACAAAUCAUAACACAAUCUCAACAUUAAGAGACUUAAAGGGUCAUGAAUAUGUACAUUUACGUAGAUAUCAUGUCCAUGUGCAGCUAAUGGGUGAAAAGACUAACUUAUAUUUUUUUGGUGUGCAGGGAGGUUGAUUAUCGGGUACUGUGCUGGUGAAAUUUCCUGUUUGAUCAUCUUACAAUGCUCCGCUUGUGCUCCCCUUCAUCUCCACCUGGCAUCCCCACUGCCACCCUAUGCCCUUUUGGUGGCUCAACGCUCAUUUACAAGCAGCCUGGCCAUGUGUUGUCUUAAAACCCACCUACCUCCCCAACAUCAUGCAUCAUUGUCUUGGAUAACAUUGACAAAAGGGUUGUCAUUGUCAUUGUCACAUACCUGCCAUUACCUUCCCCCGCCGACGCUACCACACCUUUCUGUGCCAAAUACAUCAUGUACACACACAUCAUGUAGUGUGUUAAGUAUAUGGUUGUCAUCUACAUAUAAUCCCAGCCCAGCAGCUGCAGGCUACCCUAAGCCGAGGUAACAAACCGGUUGUACAGGCUCCCACGGCCGGUCUACGUGCAAAGAAACGCAUGGAGGGCACGCGUGUGACGUGCUGAUUUUCGAGGCGUAGACUGGCGGCAGACUGGCCACAGAGGUUCUUUGUCAUGUCACACAAACUCUGCGGGCGCUUACUUUGUUUUCAGGUUGCAGUACAAACUUAUGCACUUCGUACAUCUUUGUGCGUCGUCCGUAUGGCCAAUGUGUGUCUUUCGUACGUUUUGCUGGUGUCAGGUUUGGGCAAAAUAUAAAUUUUUUCGAAUGUCGCGCUUGCCGACUCCUAUGUGUGUCGUGCGCCAGACGUGCACCCCACAUACGUAAUUUGUGUGGCCAACGCACGUUCAGAUAUUUUGUAUGUCCUCCAUGCAUGUCGAGAUCACCUUUGACCUUUAUGGUCACCACAACUAGGUUCUCCACAAACAAACAAAAAAACGCAGUGAUUUGGGGAAUGCCAAAAAUCGUACAACCAAAAAUAUUGUACGUCCGGUUGUGACCUAGGCUUUAGACGUAGCACUAACGUGCGUCACACAACUUGUUUUUUUAAGCCUGUUCUACACUUCACGAUUUUGGCUGUCUCAGAUAAAAAAGAUCAAUCAUGGGCAGUGUUUCCCACAGGACUGCAAUCUAUUUGUGGCGGCGUAAUGGCAUCAUCGUCUAAUUUGCAUACUUGGCCAUGACGCAUUGGCAUUAACUGUAAUGGAUGCUGUCAGACAAAGGAUGAAUGUAGGAGACAAAAAAUGAGUAAAGAAAACAUGAAAAGCACAACAAAUAUGUUGUGAACUACAAAUUAACUUUCUUCUGUCGCUUCUUUUUGGGUUGCCAGUGAGUGCUCUGAUUGGGGAGAGGCCCACAGCAUCACCGGCUGAGAAGAGCGAUACGUGCUUUCAUGUCAAGAGUCUCUGUUAGAAAACCUGCAAUUUUUACAUGUGUAUAUCUUUUUUUAUUGAUAAUGUUUUUCGUCAAGCAUUAAGAUUUAGCAUUUUGUUUGGCGGUCAUUGAAAGCAUAACAGUUAAGUCCAAUGAGAAACAAAAGCAGUCCCUAUGACUAACAUUUUCCGACGCUGCCACAGCCAAAUAAUUCCACCAAAUAGAAGACAAAUGUCUGUUCUUUAACUUGAACACACACAUAUAACAGGAGAUUCAGAGCCUCUCUGUUUUAGUCUCAAUAAGUCUCUUCACUGGAUUUGUUGCUUGUAGCUUUUUCAAAAAAGAGGGGACUGAGUAUUCGCUAAAUACAAAGACAGUGUCGCUAAGUUGGUAACACUGAUCCCUCCUGCUACGUCUUCUUAUUUUUUGGCAGACCAGGUGCUUAUGAGAUUUGUUAACAAGCGGAGUUACACACAGUCUCGUUAUAGUGUGUUGAUUAGCGAGGGCAAACAGGUAGCGCCAAAUUUAUUUGUGGCAGGCCGUCACGAAUAAAUGAAUGUAUGGGAAACACUGAUGAAAAAAAUGGUCAAAAACGAUGACUGUAUAGCUCAUAAUGCAAGAGCAAUAUAGGCAAAAAAAAGAAUCUAUGAGGGACUCAAAAGAGAAGUGCACUGUUGUCAUGUUAGCUGGAUAAAGAAUGCUAACUGUUUAUGUAAACUUGCAUUAACAACCGGACUCACCUCCAGCAGUUUGUAACACUGGCAUCCCAAAUUGUGAACACAAUGUCCUAUUCCUCCGUUUAUUCUGAUAAGACUGCAAAAAUGCUACAGUGUACAACAGGCCUUAGACAAUCCAAGCGGUGUCAAGACACUUUCCUCAUGACCUGCUUUACUGACUGAGGAACCAGGAGAGCAUGCACAUGCUUCUAGCCACUACAAGCAACGUAAUACCAAUGCAUAAGGGCUCUCUCUAGAUUUCACACUGUAAAAUGCAAAUCUUCAUGCAAAUCACACUUUACAAAUGUAAAGCUAAAGGCUGCCAAUAUUCUAAUAUUCAUGAUGGCUUCAGCAACGGCCUGUUUGUUCCAAAGCAUGACAUAUUACAGUAUUUAUAGAGGACACAUAUGCAAGGGAUCAUUUUACUGCCAACAUAACUCAGACUAGAGCGGAUAAAGUACUUAUGUUGGAAUGUUCAUAUUUACAGCAUUAGGAUCAUUGUGUGUUCUUUCAUCUUGAUACAAGAAACACACCAACCGUUCAUUGAUGCUGUGUUAUUUGUUUUUUUGGGUAACAACAGAGUUAUGGAGGUUUUGAAGAAUAGGCUCGGUGAGGCUUUGAUUACACAGGCGGUAGGAUCGAUACAUUGUGGAGCUGGGUGAUUUCUUUCUAGGAAGAAGUAAUUGGAACCAAACAUAACUGCGUUAAUGAGGUGGAGAGAAUGAGUCGCUGUGCUGCCUUUAUUUCAGCCUUUGAACCAUACACUUAAGUUGUAUCUGUUGCUGAGCAUUACAAUACAAAUGUUCAAAUGUCGUAAUCAUACUGUUGGUUGCAUCAGUGCUUUUCUGCCUUGGUUUCUGGGAUCAAGAUUGCUUUUUUCUCACACGUGGAAGACAAGAAGUAAGCCUGUGGUUCACUGAUUUGACGGACUGAUGAAUUAUUUUGACUGAACUGGCUUGCACUGCAAAUGUUUACAAAUGUGUGUAUGUUCAAUUGCAGGUUCUUAGACACCAGAUUGCUGCACUUAAGCAUAUCAGGACAUUCAGGCAAGAUGCCGCUGCUGUAUCUAUAUCAAGUAUAGACACAAACCAAGUCUGAGUUGUGAAGCGCUCUCUCACACACGCAAAUUAUACACUUCAGUACCCCCAGUCAGUGUACAUCAGCCAAACAACUCAUGCCGAUUUGACACCAAAAGGCCAUCAGCAAAACCGAUUCUGCGUAUUCUAAAGUGUUUUUGUGUAAAGAUUAUAGGUGAUGGAACUCUUCAGGGAUAGCCACACCUGGUAAAGACAGUGUUGGCAACACAUAUUCUCUCUCUCAAUGAUGCAUACACCUUCAGUGCUAAUAACGCUGAAAACGAGCGUGUUUGUUGACACGAGGUGGCAUUACAUUCUUAAUGGCUGUGAUUUAACCCACUCUGUUAAAUGGAGGCUAAAUACAAUUUGAAGGGGUGUGCCUUGCUUUCCAAAAUGAUAAAUGGUUUCGGAAUACAGUGCCAGACGACAUAUUGUGGCUUGUGACGUUGUAUCAAUAGGAUGAAUAAUUCCUUCCUAAGAAAUACUUAGAUAUAACCGAACAAAGUUUUGAGUGUAUUAACAUUCAAUUAUCCACAUACAAACACACUCGGCUAUUUUAUUUUUCUUUUGUUUUACUUUUCUUAGUAGAUUGUUAAAGUUGGUCAGGACUUCCUGUGCAAUAUGCUUUAUAACUAUACCAGUAAUAAAUCUGAGACAAUUCGACUUCACUGGCAGCAUGUCUCUGUGUGAAAAAUCCAACCUCCCUCACUUUACUCCAAACGACUUUAAUAGUGCAACCCAGCAAUGUGUCUGACAUCCACCAGCUCAGUAAUGUCAUCAUGGAAGAGUGGAGGAGGAGUCCACUAACACCCCGUGCGGCUCUGGUGAAUUUCAUGCCCAAGAGGAUUAAGGCAUUGCACAUAAUGAUGCUCACACUAAAUAUUGACACUUUGGACCCAGUUUGGACAUGUUCACUUUGGUUGAGCUUCGGUUUGAACCCAGAACCACCAAAGCCUUGUGUCUUGCGGACAACACCCCCUAAUACAGUGUUCCUUGUUUAUCGCGGGGUAUAUGUUCCUAAAAUAGCCCGCAAUAAGUGAAAUUGGUGAUGUAGCCAACUUCAUUUUUUUUAUAAUUAUGUAUGUAUUAAUGCCGUAGAACCCCUCACCAUACACUUUAUACAGUUUUCUCAGACGGGCAAUAACAUUUUCUCACAUGUCUCUCUUGUGGAAACACUCUCCAAAAAGUUCAAACCUUCGUUUGAAUUUGAAUGACCAAGUCACUCACGCAUUUCACUCCUGUGACCGUGCCUUUUCGUCCUGGCGCCGUUUUGCUGUACUGUUCAUAUUGCUGCAGUACCCCUGUUGCAGUCCUCCUCUUUCUAACCGAAGAUUCAUUUACAAGCUACCAAGCUAGCUAUGACACAGGAGGAGGAAGGAGAUUGAUUGACAAUGGUCUACAGCCAAUCAGGACGCAGAAAACAAAGGGCGGUUCAGACAGACAGAGAGGGACGAGAGAGAGAGAAAGAGAGACACUGAACUUCCCACAAUGUCAUUUUUCUUAAAAGUCCAGGAUUGCCCUGUAACAGCCUUCAUAAGCUGUAAUAAAAAAUAAAGAAGCACAAAAAAAAAAUUCAGCGAAACAGUGACUCCGCAAAAUGUGAAUGGCGAUAGUGUAAGGGAACACUGUACACCAGUGGUCCCCAACCCCCAGGCCACGGCCUGGUCCCGGUGGAUCAUUUGGUACCGAGCCGCACACAAAGAAAAAAUAAUUUCCAUUAUUUCAUUAUUUUUGGUUUUAUUUUGAAAAGUGGCCGGAUUCUCUCUGUUACAUCCGUCUCACUGUCCAGUUCUGCGUGUGCUAACUUUAUCUCAUGCCACACAGAUAGACUACUACUGUAUUUUUACCAUUUUUCUUUCACCUCAUAUUUGGUCUCAAAUGCUGAAACUAUGUGGGAAUGCAUAAAGGUGAGGAUCUGCGUCGCCCGAAGUCAGCUGGGAUAGGCUCCAGCAUGCCCCCGCGACCCUAAUGAGGAUGAAGCGGUAUAGAAAAUGGAUGGAUGGAGGUGACAGGUACAAUACCUGCAAAGGUCACGUAAAUGCACCACGCCACGACCACCAUGUGUGCGUGGAUCUCCAGGUCUGCAAAGACGGUCAGAUCCACUAAAGGAGCAUCCAAAGCGCGACGGGACCACAUCAAUCACGAGAUCAGGAAUAUGAGAGCUCUGCUACCCAUUCCCCAGGAGGACCAGGAGCGCCUCUCCUACCUGCACUCCAUGUCUGCCAUCUGCACCUACAUCAGGAAGUCGGUUCUCUUCAAGGGGAUCCCCACCGGUGAGGGCUGCUCUCUGCCAUAUGAGGCCUUUCUUCAAGCCCUGCACGGCUUCAUCCUAGUCACUACUGUCCAAGGGAGGCUGGUCUAUGUGUCUGAAAAUGUAGCAGAAUACCUCGGCCUUUCCAUGGCAGAUGUGCUUCAAGGAGACAGCAUAUACGACAUGGUGGAACGCUCUGACGUCAAUGCUGUUGAGUCCACUCUUAAAGGAUACAGUGAACGGCGCUCGUCAUCAGAGAGGAGCUUCAUAUGUUGUAUGCAGACCUCCAGGGCCUUCAGACAGCAGCAUGGCAGCUGCUCCAUGCUGGUCAGAGGCAGCUUCCAGUCCUUCCAUCAGCCAUUCUCUACAGUCCAUCCCACCAGCGAGCCCCUCUUUGUGGCCCUGUGCAGCCCCACGGUGGACCGCCUCAGGGACACGGAGUACCACUUGUGUCCCUGCUUCAACAGCAUCCACCGCCUUGACAUGAGCUUCACUCUGCUCUCACACAGUGUUUUAUAUUUUUUGGGCUGCUCAGCAGAAGAAAUGGUCGGGCGAUCAUGGUACAGUCUAAUCCACCCUGAAGAUCUUUCUUCAAGCGUGAGUGACCACAGAAAGAUACUUCAAGCCGAGGAGGGCCUCCAGGUGAGGAUGGUGCUGAGACUUCAAUGCAAAGAUCUGUCAUGGACCUGGUGCUACAUUUGUGCUAACAAAGACUCCGACAGCCAGGCCACUUACAUCUGCUGCACUAACUUCAUCAUUAGCGAAACAGAGGCCAGAUUUCUGCAGAAGACAAUCAGCAAUGAUGCACCGAGCCUAUCCUCGUCACCGUCAUCAGUGGAAGCUCAGCAGGCUGAGAGUUACACCUCCAGAGGCUGUAAGAGGCAGAGGAUGUCUAACAGUCAGAGUGAGGAAACAGCUUCCAGAGCCAGGAUGAAGUCUGAUGAAGACGUCCGCUAUACAGUACACGCCUCUUCCCAAGGCAAUAGCUCAGCUCUUGCUUUGGGGGGCAGCCCUGCUCUCUUCACUCCUCCCUACAGCCCUGCCUCCUCCAGCUCCCCUGUGCAGCAAGAGGCGCACAGCCGUGACCUCCUGAUAGAUAUGCACGGAUACGCGGAUCAGCUGCUGUCCUCCCCGGAGGCUUCUCCCUCCUACUACUCGUACUCGGAAGCCGCACUCACCUGUCACCUUUCACCCCACGACUCCCUGCCCCCGCAGCACACUUUUGAGCAGGGAGUCUUCGCCACGCUCGAUCCCCAGUCUCCGCACUCGCCAUCAUCUCCAAUGUAUGAUUUCCCAGCGUGUGCAUCUGAUGCCAGAUUAGUUCCAGAUGGCUUCUCGGUGUCUGACAUGAGUGAGAGCUCAGUGGACUGUGCCCUGCAUCAAGAUGACUUCAGCCUUCUGGAGCAGCCACAAGAGGGCAGCCUUCACCAAGCGCACCAUGUUCCCCAGUACGGUAUGCAGUCAGCUCUUCCCACACCCAAUCAGUCCCCUCCAUCUAUAAUGUCUGACCAGUACAACGAGAGCGAGCAGGCAGAGAUCAGCAUUCUGGCUCAGCAGAUCUCCUCCUUGGCUUGCAGUUUUGACAUGUUUGGCCCUGUGAAUCCUCUCCAAAGUGUCCAAACUGUGCCCCUCCAAGACUGCAUGCCCUCUUCCUCAUCAUAUGACUGGCCUCUCGCCUCUGGCCUCCACGCUAAACGUGAACUUCUGAACGAUGGCAUGUUAGACAGCCUCCUCAAGGACCUGGACAUGGGUCCGACCUUCCCAGAGAACACUCUGCCGACGGGUGGCGUUGCCUUAGAUCCCUUCACUUUGCAGUUGGGAUGCCAUGACCAAAACACUGAGUUGCAUCAACUCAACCACUUUAUGCAAAGUGGCCUUCAGCAAGACAGGCUUGCUGAGGAAAACCUGUGUUGAAACAAGUCUGUGACUUACGGCGCUCUCCUUUGUAUGACAUAUUGUCAGGAAAAUUGGCCCUCGCCAGAUUGAAAGAACAAGAGUACGAGCAAAGAUAUUUAAAGGACAUCUUGUACUUAAAGACUAUGUCUCCCCAGUGUACAGCUCUGAAUUUUAACUAACUCCACAGUUAAGCUUUGUCUUCAUUUUUGCAAAAUGCUGCCAUCUUUCUCUUUUUUUCCCUGCUGAUAUUUUGUUUUAUGUCUGACUACCAUUUCACGUCACAAUGGAAAUCUUUAGUUGUACUGAGCAGCCACAUCUCACCGUUCAGCACUUUAUCGCUUUCAGUAGCACCAGAAUGUUCCAUAGCUUUCCAAACUGAUGUGAGCCACACUAUAUAAAGCAGGGGUGCCCAAAGCACGGGCCCGGGGGCCAUUUCCGACUCACAGCUCAUUUUUUAUUGUACUGUAAAUGUACAAUUACUGAAAAAGGAGCACAGAAGGAGAAAAAGCAUUCUUGAUGCUAAUAACGCCAAACUGAUAUGCAGGCUGUUUUUCUUUACAUAUUGGGUUGGUUUCAGCCUUUUUUACAAAACGAAAAACAUCAAAGUGUCCCCAAUAUGCAGCCCUGGUGGAAAAAAGACACCCCUCGCAUAUAGCAUCUAAUGUCAUUAUAGUCCUGUGCCUUGAAAACUAUAGGGACCUUUUCUGUCACUUGUUUUCUUUCUCAGCUGCGAUGAAAAACAGUGAUUGUUUCCUCAACCUACCUCAGUGGUACAUCUCUCAAUACAUUCCUAUUCUGAAUUGAAAUAAUUGUACAAUAUUUAUUUUGACUUCAACCAAUAAUUAUGAAAGAUAUUUUUGUAUUACAUUCCAAAACAUGAAAUUCUGCCUAUUGUUGUAUGCGUGUCUGAAAUGGUACAAUGAAUGAUCACUGCUUUGUGGCAUCAGCUUUUUCCACAUACUGUAUUUGAAAUGUAAAUAAAGCACAUUAAAACACA
Molecule: messenger RNA, 10166 nt
Organism: Dunckerocampus dactyliophorus (ringed pipefish)
Lineage: Eukaryota; Metazoa; Chordata; Actinopteri; Syngnathiformes; Syngnathidae
Gene: npas4l
Product: neuronal PAS domain protein 4 like
Exons: 12
Coding region: 7061-9187 (708 amino acids)
Biological process (GO): regulation of transcription by RNA polymerase II
Molecular function (GO): RNA polymerase II transcription regulatory region sequence-specific DNA binding; DNA-binding transcription factor activity, RNA polymerase II-specific; protein dimerization activity
Source: RefSeq, a predicted model, not a curated record